ACACAAGGGGAAGAUGAGGGACGCGUUAUAUGAGAAGGACAUGUCGUGCUCUGCUUGUUUGAGGAAUUCUGGAGGGGCUGUCGAGCCACAAAGAUCCACAAGCAAGAACUGGAGAUCAAGAUUAGGAAUUUUCCUGAAAACUUCUCCACAUGCUCCACCAGCCAAGACACAGAGGAAACAAUAUAGACCAACCACUGAUGAGGUGAACCAGUGGGCGCAGUCUUUGGAUAAACUGCUGAGCUGUAAAUAUGGAACAAUCGCCUUCCGGCUGUUCAUGAAGUCUGAGUUCUGUGAGGAGAACAUCGAGUUUUGGUUGGCCUGCGAAGAAUUUCGCCACAUCAAGUCGCCAACAAAGCGCGCAGCCAGAGCCAAGCGCAUUUAUAAGAAGUUCAUCAAGAGCGAGGCUCCAAAAGAGAUCAACGUGGACUUUAACACGAAAGACGGCAUCUUCAAAAGUCUUCACUGUUCUACCCAGUCGAGCUUCAUCGCGGCCCAGAAUAAAGUCUACGGCCUGAUGGAAAACAACUCCUAUCCUCGCUUUCUCCAGUCGCAACUCUACACUCAGCUGUGUCAGCUCGCUCAGGGGAGGGAGUGUAAAUCCUGGGAGUAACAUAUUACAGAACGUUUAAUCCAUUUACUACAAACACAGGGUUCUCUGAGUACCAGAGAAGAACCGUUGUUAUUUCCCUACAGCCAGCUGUGAAAGUGAGGAGACUUUUAAAGGUUAAUCCUUCUACAUCUCUUUAAAGGUUUCUUCUUGAUCCUUUACAUUAUGCUGAAGUGCUUUAAACUUUAUAAAGGUUCUUCACAUUUAGGGAGCUAAAAGUGGCAUUAAAGACUAUGCCAUUAAGCACAGAAAGCAUUCCUUUUUUAAGAUUGUACACAAAAGUUCCUAAAUGGUUGUUUGGUUUCGAACCUUUACAUUAGAUAGUGUUUGUUUAAGCUUUAAAAGGUCCUUCACACUCAGAUUUGUCGUUUACAUUUCUUUAAAUAAGCAUCCCUAAACUUAUUCUAGGGAACUAGACGUGGUUCUUCUAUAGUUUCACUCCAAAGAAUCCUUUUGGUUACUUUUUACUUUAUGUUCUUGUGUUUAAGAUGGAUAAAUGUCUUGCACUAUCUUGUGUACAUGUUUGUAAAUAUUUGUAAAAUACUUAUUUUUUGUCCUUUUUUGCAUUCAUUAAUUUAUAUUUGGCCAUUUACUUAUGACUGGUUCAAAAAGUAUAUGGCUCUUUUUUCUAUGAGGAAAAUUCUAUUUUUCCAUCAAAUAA
Molecule: messenger RNA, 1268 nt
Organism: Pygocentrus nattereri (red-bellied piranha)
Lineage: Eukaryota; Metazoa; Chordata; Actinopteri; Characiformes; Serrasalmidae
Gene: rgs2
Product: regulator of G protein signaling 2
Exons: 5
Coding region: 14-610 (198 amino acids)
Source: RefSeq, a predicted model, not a curated record